Molecule: messenger RNA, 234 nt
Organism: Oppiella nova
Lineage: Eukaryota; Metazoa; Arthropoda; Arachnida; Sarcoptiformes; Oppiidae
Source: the annotation of a GenBank genome assembly
AUGGCAGAUCUGAAGACAUAUAAAUUCACGGUUGAGAUGACGUGCGAGGGAUGUGUGAACGCCGUGAAGAGGUGUCUGACGAAGGCGUUUGGCGAUAGGCUGUCGUCGGUGGACACGGAUCUGAGCAGCAAAUCGGUGGUUGUGGUGAUCGACAACUCCGCUCAUCACUACUCCCACGACGACGUGUUUGAGGCCAUCAAGAAGUGCGGCAAAGAGGUCCACAAAGUGGACUAA